UGACCAACUGCACCUGUGAGCGGGGGGAGUACUAACCCCUAACCGCUGAAACUCUCUGCUACACGGUCUACAGAAUUAUGAUAAACGUUCAUUAGUUUCGUUCUCUGGUCUUAUUAAUAAGGAAAAACACAGCAGCGCAAACCCAAUCAUGUCUUUAAGUAUGACAGCAAGCCCCGCCUUCAGUGGGAAGAGAAGCUUCAUUACAGUACUGAGUGUGGGUCGUCAGGAGACGCUAGUAAGCUCGCUGGUAGAGAGCGGCACUGUGAGAGCUGACAGAAAGCUGAGGAAGGGAAACAAAGUCCCGUUCGGGUUGCGGUUGGGCAUAGCUGGCGCGUUGGAAACAGAAUUAGCCAGAUUAGUCUGUUUGUUGGUGAUUAUGGGACCUGCUAUACCCAAGAUUGUGCGUUUCUUUGGGCUCUUCAUUCUCUGUUCCAUGUUAGAAGGAUCCCUUUCAGUCAGAUUUACAGUUUCUUCAACAACAUCAGUUGUUGCUGCACUUGGAUCAGAUGUGCUGUUACCUUGUCACCUUAUUCCUGAGAUGAACGCAGAGAAGAUGGAAAUCCGUUGGUUUAAGCCUACGUACCAGCCCUAUGUUCAUCUUUAUAUUAAUGGGAAAGAUGAUUACACAGCCCAGAUGCCACAGUUUGCUAACAGAACAGAACUGCUAAAAGACAACAUCACUAGGGGAAUUUUCCCUUUAAAGAUCCGUAACGUCACAGCUCAGGAUUCUGGGGAAUAUUAUUGUUUUGUUGAGUCCACUGAACAUCACGGCAAAGCAACAGUACAGCUACAGGUUACUGCUGUGGGAAGUCUCCCUGUAAUUUCCCCCAACACAUAUACAAGUAAUGACACUGCCUUUUGUGUGUCCUGUGGCUGGCUUCCAGAACCUUCCCUCAUAUGGACUGAUACCCAGGGGAUCCGAGUAAUCUCAUCAAUGGAAAAUGUGUACAAAGAUAAGAAGAGUUUAUAUUGUAUCUUUAGUAUAAUUUCUCUACCAGAUUCUUCUAAUAUCACUUGCACUGUCUCCAAUUCCAUAAGUCAGAUGAAUCAAAGCUGCUGGCGGAUCAGAGAAACAGGACUUCCAGUAACCUGCAGGGAUCUGUACAGUCGCUACAUUGUAUUCUGGCCUUGUCUGGCUGCUUUGAUUGUUUGUAUUGGGUGUUUGUGCCAUCAAAGCAAGGAACUCAGAAAUAAAAAUGAAGAGAUAAAACAACUCCUGGCGGCACUGGGUAACUUGAAUUGACUAUGUGCUGCAGGAUACACCCCUAAUGGCUCUGCCUCGUCCGAUCAUGGAACUCAUGGCAAUGUUCCCUCAGCCCCAGUGAAUGGAAUAUGUGCUGCAGGAUACACCCCUAAUGGCUGUACCCCAUCUGAUCAUGGGACUCAUGGCAAUGUUCCCUCAGCCCCAGUGAAUGGAAUAUGUGCUGCAGGAUACACCCCUAAUGGCUGUACCCCAUCUGAUCAUGGGACUCAUGGCAAUGUUCCCCCAGCCCCAGUGAAUGGAAUAUGUGCUGCAGGAUACACCCCUAAUGGCUGUACUCCAUCUGAUCAUGGGACUCAUGGCAAUGUUCCCUCAGCCCCAGUAAAUGGAAUAUGUGCUGCAGGAUACACCCCUAAUGGCUCUGCCUCAUCUGAUCAUGAAAUUCAUGGCAAUGUUCCCUCAGCCCCAGUGAAUGGAAUAUGUGCUGCAGGAUACACCCCUAAUGGCUGUACCUCAUCUGAUCAUGGGACUCAUGGCAAUGUUCCCUCAGCCCCAGUGAAUGGAAUAUGUGCUGCAGGAUACACCCCUAAUGGCUGUACCCCAUCUGAUCAUGGGACUCAUGGCAAUGUUCCCUCAGCCCCAGUGAAUGGAAUAUGUGCUGCAGGAUACACCCCUAAUGGCUGUACCCCAUCUGAUCAUGGGACUCAUGGCAAUGUUCCCUCAGCCCCAGUGAAUGGAAUAUGUGCUGCAGGAUACACCCCUAAUGGCUCUACCUCAUCUGAUCAUGGGACUCAUGGCAAUGUUCCCUCAGCCCCAGUGAAUGGAAUAUGUGCUGCAGGAUACACCCCUAAUGGCUCUACCUCAUCUGAUCAUGGGACUCAUGGCAAUGUUCCCUCAGCCCCAGUGAAUGGAAUAUGUGCUGCAGGAUACACCCCUAAUGGCUGUACCCCAUCUGAUCAUGGGACUCAUGGCAAUGUUCCCUCAGCCCCAGUGAAUGGAAUAUGUGCUGCAGGAUACACCCCUAAUGGCUGUACCCCAUCUGAUCAUGGGACUCAUGGCAAUGUUCCCUCAGCCCCAGUGAAUGGAAUAUGUGCUGCAGGAUACACCCCUAAUGGCUCUGCCUCAUCUGAUCAUGGGACUUAAGAGAAAGGGGAAAGUUCUACAGAUCACUCACACUCACUCAGUUCAUCUUUAAAUCAGGCAUCAUAUAUGACACAAAGUACUGUACAGGUAUAAGGGCAAAACCAAUGGCAGCUGUUACAUGGGAAAUGCAUCCGUUUUGCUCUAUAAAACUUUUGACUUUUCCCCAUUUUGUCCACCACAGGGUAAAUGAGUCUCUGUGCUAUAGAGGUAAGCACAAAAUCAUAUCGCCCCUAUUUAUUUAUUUUUUUAAAUAAAAUAUGGACCAGCUUUGGAUGGGGGUGGGGGGGCACAGCCUGUGCACAAUGAGCCAGAGGAGCUUAUCAGAACCCACCAUUGAAGCUCUUGCUCUUUAGGGUAAAGGGGGAACUAUCAGUUACCCCCAGGGGUUCCCCGGGACCCCACAGGUUGCAGUGGGCCAUUGCCUGAGUAAGCCUAUGAAUUUACCUUAAUCCCUGACCAGUUAAGAGAUAGGGAGUUAACCUGCUAGAAAUGUUUCCAGUGACCCAAACCUGCUCAUAGCCCACAGUAGGGCUCCUUAUCAGCUGCCCCUUCUUUUGUGUUGGGCAAUAAACAAAAAAAAAGAAAACCAAGGGAAACAACCCUAAGAAUAAAAAAUGUAUAGAAUUAAAUGUCACCACCCCCACAGUCCUACAUAUCAUAUUGGCCUGUAUAUGGGGCCUGCCCAUGCAAUAUCUGGUUGAAAAUCAGCCAGGUAUUGAUCAAGCAGGUUUAAAAAUUCUGUCAGGACAAGGACUCCAUCAGCUCCUUGAUGUUCCCUCACAGCAACAACCUGCAUCCAUAUUGCUGAGAGCCCAACAGAUGAAUCAGCCCCAUGUUGCCCAGCUCAGAUAAAGAUCUCCCUGAUCAAUAUCAGCAGCUCCAGAUUUUUAAAGAUUUGUCAGUGGCAACGCUACAGAAAAGGAGAGUGUUUAUUCAGGUUACAUCGAUUUUACGGACUGCAAAUAUUGUUUAUAAAUGGGGGUUUCCCGCCAGACUGAUCUUUGUGAGCAAUGGCGCCUCGGUAAUGAUUAAAACAGUGGAGCAAGGUAUGAAGCAAUUACAGCAAUGGGGUCUGGUGAGUGAAGCUCCACAACGGAACUCUCCAAAGAAGCAGCAACGAAUUAGGCAAGACUGGCAAAACGUUAGGAGCAAGUAAUGAGUUGUUUCUCCAGAAACUAAAUGUAUUUAUUUAUUUUUUUUCUUCCCUAGUAAUGUAGCUUAGGGCUACUAUAUUGGGUGGGCUGGCUUACACGCAACUUUUUUUUCUCUCAUAUAUAGUUAUUUUGUACCAAUGUUAUGACUAUUAUAUAUAUGAUUAUGAUCAAACAUAAUGCCAACUCUGCCAUGAAAGACACAAAGUUGGGCGUAAUCAGGGUUGAACUGGGGGAUGCAGGGCCCACCACACCCUUAAAGGUGAAGUUCUUAUUGUAUAUACUGGGCAGUAUGUUAUGGAAAAUGUGUAUAUGAAUGUGAGAAUAUUAAAUUGUUUUGCAUUG
Xenopus tropicalis (tropical clawed frog) is the source of this 3840-nucleotide messenger RNA. Its product is annotated as butyrophilin-like protein 10. Gene Ontology annotation, cellular component: membrane. Lineage: Eukaryota; Metazoa; Chordata; Amphibia; Anura; Pipidae. The transcript is spliced from 8 exons. Gene Ontology annotation, biological process: regulation of leukocyte cell-cell adhesion; regulation of T cell activation. Bases 149 to 1243 code for a protein of 364 amino acids. The record is from RefSeq and is a predicted model, not a curated record.